Molecule: messenger RNA, 1087 nt
Organism: Epinephelus fuscoguttatus (brown-marbled grouper)
Lineage: Eukaryota; Metazoa; Chordata; Actinopteri; Perciformes; Serranidae
Product: heat shock protein beta-7-like
Exons: 3
Coding region: 139-486 (115 amino acids)
Cellular component (GO): cytoplasm; nucleus
Source: RefSeq, a predicted model, not a curated record
ACACACUGGUGACACACAGUAGACUAUAAAGGUCUCAUAUAUAGGCUAUAAGGACACUUUCAUCAGACCCAGAGGAGAUUAGAAUGCCCUCUCUUGGAUCCAUGCAGUAGAUACAGUCGGUCCUCUUCCUCAGCCUGCAUGGAGAAAGGUCGAGGUAUUUUCUCUGAAGAUUCAGCAUCACGACCUCAGCAGACCUGCAGAGAAAGCAAAUUCACAGGCCACUCAUAUCCUACGGGGAAGAUCCAAGUCAUCGGAGACAUAUUCCAGUUCUCAGUGGAUGUGAGUGAAUUUUCUCCGGAGGAUGUUAUCAUUACAUCUUCCAACAACCUGAUAGAGGUGCAUGCUGAGAAGCUGGGAGAAGAUGGCACAGUCACAAACACAUUUUCCCACCAGUGCAAACUACCAUCCAGUGUGGACCCCACAUCUGUGAGCAUGAGCAUAGACAGCAGUGGCACCCUGACUGUCAGAGCUCUCAGGGUACCUUAAUGCCCAAUAGCUCUGCUCUUCAUUUAUCGUUUUAACACUGGAGUAUAGCGACCUCUGGCGGUGGACGCAGGGAACCAAAGGACCCUUCAUGUACUACUGGAGAUAUGAAGAAAACCCUUUAACGCUUUGUGAGAUGUUUGGUAUUGUCUUGGAGAAUCCUGUUAACGUGAUGAGAUGAUUGAGGUUAAACAGCAGGGGGUGUCGCAGAAACAUGAAAAUGGUUGUUUACAGUUUUUCUCAGUUGCUGAGAUUUUUCCACUCAGAAGUUACAUCGUCGAAACAGUUCUCGCACAGGCCUAAAGUGAAAGUCUGGAAAUGACACAUUUUGUUUGCAAAAUGCUUUUACACUCACAAAACAUUAAAAACAUGCAACAGAAUCAAAUAUUUGCAUCAAUCAACACUUUCUGAGAUGUCCUGUUUGAAUACUGGCUUUAUUCUAUUCUUGUAUGCAGGUUUGUCGAUGCCCAUCAAUUGUCGUUGACAUGUCAAACCUACGGUAACCAACCAGACAAGACAAAUUCAGACAUUCAUUGUCAUUUAUCUUUGGUACUGCCUCCUGUCUUCACUGAGGAACCAAUAAAGAUUGGCAUUUACACCAGGA